AUGGCAUCCUCAAGUAGUCAGGAUCGGGCAAUUGACGACAUGUACUCUGAGUUACAUCUUGAGGAGACACAAGGAGCGUUUGUUUUCGAUGAUGAAUCACCGCCGCAAGAAGAUGAGUUUGUGCACCCUGUGGAUUUAGAACAUGUGAUUAAAGGCAGUCCUUGGAGUUUUCAACAAAAUCUAUUGGUUUUGAAACAACUACCACAAGGAGUGAACCCUAGACAUGUUGAAUUAAUGAGGGUGGAAUUUUGGAUUCAGGUUCACAAUUUACCAUCAGGUUUUAUGUCAGAACGGGUUGCUAAGGAAUUGGUCAAUUACAAUGGCAAUUAUGUUGAAGCAGAUCCGAGGAAUUUCACUGCACUUUGGAGAGACUAUAUGCGCAUAAGGGUGUGUCUUGACAUUAAUAAGCCUUUAAAGCGCCGUACGCAGAUUAAGAAACCUGGCGGAGAGUGGAGUUGGGUUAAUUUUAAAUAUGAGCGUUUAUCGAUGUUUUGUUAUUUUUGUGGGAUGUUAGGCCAUUCGGAUCGUUUUUGUGCUAAGCUUAUUGAUCACCCAGGAAUAAAGAGAGACCAGUUUGCUUAUGGUUCGUUCAUGAAGGCUGAGUCUCUACGUGUUACAAAUAUAGGUGAGAGGUGGCUUCUUUCUGAAUCGGAUUUCCUUGCUAGUGGUCGUAGCGGUGGUGAUGAUGCUCCAAUUCCGAUGGAUUCUGAUUCUCCUACAUUAUCGGGAUUUGUUCCUAUUCUGAAAGAUGGAAAUCCUGAAAGUUUAGUGGUAUCUAAAACUGGCAUGGUGCAAGCUUCCGUGCAUGGGAAGGAACUUCAAAACUCUACUAAUGAUGCUGCUGGCGUGAUAGUGGGGGAGCCAAAACGUCGAUGUACAAAAAAUAUGGAGCUGAAUCCUGCAGUGGAAGAGGAUGAUGGUAUUGGGUCAAAAAACUUAAUAGAGGCCGGUUCUGAUUCCCAGGCCCGGCUGGCCCAAUGA
Hevea brasiliensis (rubber tree) is the source of this 981-nucleotide messenger RNA. RefSeq lists its product as uncharacterized. The record is from RefSeq and is a predicted model, not a curated record. The transcript has 2 exons. NCBI's taxonomy places the organism in Eukaryota, Viridiplantae, Streptophyta, Magnoliopsida, Malpighiales, Euphorbiaceae. Bases 1 to 981 code for a protein of 326 amino acids.